Molecule: messenger RNA, 915 nt
Organism: Haliotis rufescens (red abalone)
Lineage: Eukaryota; Metazoa; Mollusca; Gastropoda; Lepetellida; Haliotidae
Product: vegetative cell wall protein gp1-like
Exons: 1
Coding region: 1-915 (304 amino acids)
Source: RefSeq, a predicted model, not a curated record
AUGGGUGGAUACUUCGUAGUUACCUGCAAUGACCCACCUCGCAGCCACCCCGACCCACCUCACCCCGACUGGGAUUCUCACUUCACACCCACCCCGACCCAACCUCACCCCGACCAGGAUUCCCACCUCACACCCACCCCGACCCAACCUCACCCCGACCCGGAUUCCCACCUCACACCCACCCCGACCCAGCCUCACCCCGACCCGGAUUCCCACCUCACGCCCACCCCGACCCACCUCACGCCCACCCCGACCCAACCUCACCCCGACUCGGAUUCCCACCUCACACCCGUCCCGACCCAGCCUCACCCCGACACGGAUUCCCACCUCACACCCACCCCGACCCAACCUCACCCCGACUCGGAUUCCCACCUCACACCUACCCCGACCCAACCUCACCCCGACCCGGAUUCCCACCUCACACCCACCCCGACCCAACCUCACCCCGACUCGGAUUCCCACCUCACACCUACCCCGACCCAGCGACACACCUACCCCGACCCAACCUCACCCCGACUCGGAUUCCCACCUCACACCCACCCCGACCCAACCUCACCCCGACUCGGAUUCCCACCUCACACCCACCCCGACCAAGCGACACACCUACCCCGACCCAACCUCACCCCGACUCGGAUUCCCACCUCACACCCACCCCGACCCAACCUCACCCCGACUCGGAUUCCGAACCUCACACCCACCCCGACCCAUCUCACACCCACCCCGACCCAACUUCCUACCCCAAUCCACAACAACCUCGACUCCAUCUCAAAACCACGCCCGACACCAGCUCACAACAAUUCCCAAACCCCGUCUCACACACUAUCCCGGACUCCACCUUACACCUACUCCGACCCCACCUUACACCCACUAAGACCCAGCGACACACCCACCCCGACCCCACCUCACACCAACUAA